UGUGGGAGGAUAACAUAAAUAUGCAAGUGUGCGUGGGAUUGAUUGUAUGUAUGGUGUAAAAAAUCAUGGGUUCUCCUGAGUUAAUUAAGUGGGAUCGUUUUGAUUUAAUUGGGGAAGAAGGAAGAGGAAGCGAGGAUAUUAUUUUGCUUUCAAUUCAUCCCCAUAACUUGGUAUUCAGUGAAGAGAUGAAGAAUGAUGAAGAAAUUCUUUGUGGUUGGUGUUUGGAUCCAGUGAAGGAUGCUACCUACAAUUGCAAAGACUGCUCUUUCUCUCUUCACAAGUCUUGUGCAGACGUUGUUGGAGAAACGCGUUACCAUUGGUGGACUUCCAUUAACGAAGACGAGGAUAAAUGUUAUAAUUGUUGCAUUUGUGGGGAAAUAGUCUUAGACAUUCAUCUAAGCUGUGCAUGUCUCCUCUGCGGCAUUCAUCUUCACAAGAGUUGCGCAAGCGAUUUGCCAAGAGAGUUGAAGCAUGUUGUCCACCGCAAGCACCCUCUUUUUCUUCUCUCCAAUUGCGGCACAUGUGACGGCAGUGGUGCCUUUGUUUACUUCUGCAAAUGUUGCACAUUCACCCUCGAUGGAAAGACGGCUCUCCAACGACCUUUGUGCUUACAGGAACCAGAAAAUCACAAACAUCAAUUUAUUCCCUUUAUGAGGUCAGAAUAUUCUUUUCCCUGUGAUGCUUGUGGCCUCGAAAUUGAAAAUUUUGGGUCGUUAGGCGGAUCUUUCCUAUGCACCAUUUGUCAGAUCAUUGUUCACGACGACUGCAUCUCACUCCCACAUACAAUCAAUAUAUUUCAUCAUGAUCACCCCCUCACCCAUACUUUCUUCUUUCUACUUAUAAAAGAAGACAUUCCUCCUGUUGACCAACUAAAUUGUCGAAUUUGCCGUACCAAGUUUGACAAGGAUUUUGGAGGUUACUAUUGUGUGGAGUGCCAGUUUGUUACCCAUGUGGGCUGCGCGAUUGAAAAUCAGAUUUCAACAAAUAACUCAAUCGUGAAUGCUCAAGAAGCAAUUGUUGAUUUGGUCAGGGAGAUUGAGCUGACGGAAGAUGAAUUCCCCCUACAGAUUAAGCACUUCAGUCACGAGCACAAAUUAAGUCGUAGUGAUGAAAUGGAGGAUAAAUGUUGUGAUGGCUGCAUCCGACCUGUGGGAUCUUGGUUUUGGGUCCGUCCCCAGUCGGUUGCGGUCUCCUUUGAGAUGUUCUUCUCUUUUCUUGAGUUUUGUUUGAGCAUGGUUCCUCGCAGUUCGUUCCUUUGGCCUCCUGCUGCCGUAUGGUGGUGUCCAUGUUUCUGGCUGCUUUUCCCUACUGUUUCUACCAUCGCUCUUGGUGCUAAGAUCUCGGUCCUCUCUUGGAGUCCUUUUACUGCGUUUUUAAGGCUUCUCUAG
Tripterygium wilfordii is the source of this 1388-nucleotide messenger RNA. RefSeq lists its product as uncharacterized. The transcript has 3 exons. NCBI's taxonomy places the organism in Eukaryota, Viridiplantae, Streptophyta, Magnoliopsida, Celastrales, Celastraceae. The coding region runs from base 66 to 1388 and encodes 440 amino acids. The record is from RefSeq and is a predicted model, not a curated record.